CGACACCACACUUCUCAUACGAUUGCGAUACCCUCGAAGAUCUGAAACCCAAGGUCGCAAAUAUAUAUACUGCAUUGCCUGCAAGACACCGAGAACUUCCCGAACGCACAAAAAUGCAAGACGGCACGCCGCCCUCCACGGCCAACAUUGCGCUGGCAUGCGCCAUACUCGCAGGCGUCACUGGCUACUUCCUCGGCACAGCAAAGUCAUUGGGGCUGUUUGGAGGCAGUCCAAUAUCUGAGCCAACACGGAGCAAGAGCGAGAAGGCGCAAGACUCGGAAGACGAGUCCAGCGACGAGGAGGAUGACGACACAGCACCUGCCGAAUUUCCUGGCCACACCGAAGAGUGCAAGAUGGUAUUGGUAGUGCGAACAGAUCUGGGCAUGACAAAGGGGAAGAUUGGUGCGCAAUGCGGGCAUGCGACAUUAGCAUGCUACAAGCACUUCCUCCGACACGCACCAGACUCGAUUAUUCUCAAGCGUUGGGAACGGAUGGGUCAGGCGAAGGUCGCGCUGCAGGUCAAGGGCGAGGAGGAGCUGGAGAUUCUGCAGGCAACAGCCGUGAGCCUGGGACUGGUUGCGCACAUCAUCCAUGACGCAGGCCGCACUCAGAUUGCGAGCGGUAGUGCGACUGUGCUGGGAAUUGGACCUGCGCCAAAGGGCGUGAUUGAUCAAGUGACAGGUCACCUCAAGCUGUUGUGAGUAUGGGAUAGAGCGAAAGAUACCACGAAGUCAUGACAGCAUAUUCGCCAUGAACAAAAGUGCAAGGCACACACGAGCAACCAUCUAUGUAUGAAAGUAGAUCUUCUACUGCGCCAGCUCCGCAGAGCUGAAGUGCAGUCGAAACAGAUGUGAUGUAGCCAACUGGGUUUGUCCCAAGCGUCAUGGACCGACGGUCUAGCAAAAGGGAACAGGAAUCAGUCUGCCU
Messenger RNA from Didymella exigua CBS 183.55, 927 nucleotides. Its product is annotated as peptidyl-tRNA hydrolase. The transcript has 2 exons. The coding region runs from base 114 to 701 and encodes 195 amino acids. Lineage: Eukaryota; Fungi; Ascomycota; Dothideomycetes; Pleosporales; Didymellaceae. The record is from RefSeq and is a predicted model, not a curated record. Gene Ontology annotation, molecular function: peptidyl-tRNA hydrolase activity. Gene Ontology annotation, cellular component: cytosol; mitochondrion.